AUGAUAUCAGAACAUCUACAAACACCAGAUCUGUCGGAUCAUUCAGGUGAUGAAGCUAAGUUGACCAAAUCAUCAGGACUAACACUGAAAACAAAUGAACUAUGGUCAUCGGAUUUGGAAGAGAAAUUGAAAAGACGAAUUACGCAACUGGUCACGUUUAGUUCAAUAUUGAAGCAAUUUCCUUCUGUCCUGGAGGACACUAUAGUGUCCAAAAUUUUAUCGAAUAAAAAUUGUGAUAUAAACAAUUGGAAAAAGAAAAUAUACUGUUACCAGUAUUUUUUCCAACCUCUGAAAGAGAAAUAUGAUCUUGGCGGCAUGAAGACGAUAUUACAAAAGCUUGAAAAAUUAAUAUUGAAAAAUUGGAGUAUUUUGGAAAUUGAGCAACUAUUUUGUAACUAUCUAGAGGAUUUAACCACAUCAGGAGUGAAAGCAUCAAUUCCAGGGAAGACUUUGGAUGAGAUUGCAGAGGCAGUGAAUCAUAUAUAUAAGAAACCACGUUGGACACGUAAAGAAAUUGAAAUCCUAAUCAAAAAUAAAAAUGAUUUAGAAAAAUUGGAAACGGAUCUUUUCUUUAGAGAUCUUGAAUCUAUUACGAAGAAAAUACAAAGGGAUAACCUUUUUUCCAAAAGCGAAAUUCAAAAUUUCAAGACCAGGGUUUCCCAAAAUACAGAUUCAAAUAAUAAAUAUUUUGCUCGGGAGUUUACUCGAAAGGAACUAGGUCAGUUGAAAAGAUUAGUAUUAAAACCAAUAUGCUUUUCUGAGGUGCUUGCUAAGUUUCCAAGUCAUGCUUGGGAAUACAUUGCGCGUGAACUAAUUCAAUUGAACUCAUCAGAAGAUAAUUCGAUUUGGUUGAAGAAGAUUUAUUUCUAUUGUGUCGUGUAUUCAAAAUCUGUUGAUAAAGGAAUUUUGAAAUCAAUUGGAGGUGGUAGCAAGAUUUAUCAAAGGAUGCAGUCUGUUUGGAAUGAAAUUAAAACUCUUGAUUCUUUCAAGGAUUGGUCGUUGCAAGAAUUUGAGCGUUUGUAUUGUUUUGGUUUUCAUGAUCUAACUAAAAGCACUUUGACUAAAAGUUUUCCUUCCAAGAGUAUAACGGAUAUUUGUGCAGUCGUUAAUAUUACGAGUCCAAGAAUACCUUACACAGAUCAAGAAAUAAAGUAUUUAGAAGAUAAUUUAAAUGCUCCAAUGGACACUUUGCAAAAUAAUCUACCUUUUCGAUCCAAGCAUUUAAUACAAAAAAAGUUGCAAGCAUUGAAAGACUUGGAGAGAACCACUGAACAAAAGCAGUCUCACACCGGAACUAAAAUAAAAAGUGAGGCAGAGGAGGAGAGGAAUAUCCGAGAUGCAGUAUAUAUAAAAGAGUUGAUUAUGUUUGAUCUUUCAUUACAAGCGAUCGAGGAUACCUUCCCUUCAGAGCCAAUUGAAGAUGUUAUCAGGAGAAUCAAGAAUAACAAUGUAUUUGAUCCACUUGUGUUUACAAGGGGUGAAAAGGAAUUAAUAAUGCAGUUGGUUAAAAAGGGAAACCUGGUCGACGACUGCUUUUGUUACUUUCCCUUGAGGGAAGAAGAAUUUGUUCGUUCCAAAUAUGCGGAAGCUGAAUAUGUUUCAGGUAGAAAAAUGAAGUUCAACACCCCCGAAGAAAGAUUGGCAUAUGAAGCAAAAUGGACUUUGUUUAACAUGAGCAAAGCGGACAAUGGUCGAGGAAAGACAAGAUCCACCAAAAGAUCUUGCGAAAUAGACGAGUUGAGUAAGUUGGAGCAAGCAGCCAGUGUGAAGCGUACCAAAAGAAGAAUUGAGUUGACAGAAGAGGAACAAGAAAAACGCCGUGAAAGACAGGAACACAAUGAGCUUUUGCGUUUAAAGAAGUUAGAGGAGAAAAGAGAAAAGUAUCGAAUCCUGAAAGCCAAAAGAUUGGAGAAAAUAGCUGCUGGUCUAAUCAAGCCCUCUACUUCUGGUCACGAGUUGGAAGACCUCGUCACUAGUGCUGAGUACUUUCAAUCCAUAGUUGGUGAUAAACAAAAGGUUCAGGAAGGCCAAAAGAGAAAAAGGAUUCAAGCCGAGUAUUUUGCCCCAGAGUUUAUUGAAAAGCCUAAACCGGUGAAAUUGAAAACUACAAAAAGGCAAGCAGAAAAAAAUAAAAUCAAGAAACAGUUGAAACGUGAAGCUCAGUCAAAAAUCAAAAAGAAGAAGGUUGCUGCUCCCAAAAAGAACAAACGCAGAGUCAAAACUGAUAAUGAGAUCAUCGAAGAAAUUAAGGAUGUGUAUAAGCUUUCGCUGGAGCCUUAUAUUGAACUGGAAGUAGAAGAAGAUGAUGAAGAAGAUUACAUCAGCCCCUAUGACCCACCAGACAUCAUUUCUGAUUCACAGGUGAAAUUGAAUGGAAGACAUUUGUAUGUGUCUUCAUUUUACGAAGAGCGUCCAGAAAUCCCAGAGUUGAAGUUUGUGUCUUCAUCACAUUUGGAGAUGUCUGAGAAUGAUAUGACUGUGGCAAAACAAAUAAUGACUUCAGCAAACGAUGAUAUUCUAUAUGAUGACAGUUUGGCGUUUGAAAUCGUUGCUCAACAUAUAAAGUCAUAUCGUGAUUUGCCAAUUUCAUUUCCACCAGUAUUGGAUCCAACAACCCGAGAGUUAAAUGUCGCAAAUGUUGUAAGAAUUAGGUUUUUUCUUUAUCCAGAACAUUAUGAACUGUUUAUGCUUGCAUCUCCGAAAUCAAAUGAACUUGAUCCAGUUCAAGAAAUUGCCAAACUAUUCAUGAUUCAAUAUUCCUUAUAUUUUUCGCACUCGGAUACUUUAAAGAAAAUCAUAACGGAAGAUUACUGUCAUAAACUUGAGCAUUCUGUUGAAGAAAAUGAUUUUGGUGAGUUUAUGUUUGUGGUGGAUAAAUGGAACCAUUUGGUAAUGAAACUUUCCCCUAACAUUGCUUCGGUACAAAAGAUCUUAGGUUUAGGAGAAGACAUCAACAAGGCGCCAAGAGCUUACUUGAACAACCAAGAGGUUAGUGUACCCACAAUUUCGGAUUUGAAAAUAGAAACAUUUUAUGACGAGAUUAUGUAUGAAUCUGCUAGUCCAUUAUUCAAUCCAAUUAAUCUGAAUAGUUCCGAUCUGCAACUAGAUGCAGAGUCGGCACCCAUUCCGUUAGGUGAGGUUGAGACUCCGAACAAUAUUAUUGAAGAGGUAAAUGAAAAAAUGCCAGAUAACUAUAUUCCUGAUUUUUUCAGAAGAUUGAAAGAAAAAACUGAAAUAUCAAGAUAUGCCAUGCAGCAAAUUCUUCUUAGAGUUUAUUCACGGGUUGUCUCGACUGAUUCUAGAAAAUUGCGGUCUUAUAAAGCUUUUACUGCUGAGACUUAUGGCGAAUUGCUUCCAUCGUUUACUAGUGAGGUAUUGGAAAAAUUGAAUUUGUUACCUACACAAAAGUUUUAUGAUCUAGGCUCAGGUGUUGGGAAUACCACUUUUCAAGCUGCUUUGGAAUUUGGUGCAUGCAGUAGUGGGGGUUGUGAAAUUAUGGAUCAUGCUUCCAAAUUGACUGAAUUACAAGCUGAAUUAAUUCAAAAGCAUUUGGCGGUAUUGGGAUUACAAAAAUUAAAUCUAGAUUUUGCCUUGCAUGAAAGUUUUGUUGGUAAUGAAAAAGUUAGGACAAGCUGCUUGGAUUGUGAUGUUCUCAUUAUUAAUAAUUACUUAUUUGAUGGGCUAUUAAACGAUGAAGUUGGGAAAUUGUUGUAUGGAUUGAGGCCUGGUACUAAGAUUAUUAGUUUGAGAAAUUUUAUUAGUCCUCGUUACCGGGCCACUUUUGAUACAGUUUUUGAUUUUUUGAGUGUCGAGAAACAUGAAAUGAGCGAUAUUAUGUCUGUUAGUUGGACUGCUAACAAAGUUCCUUAUUAUAUAUCAACAGUUGAAGAAACAAUACCACGGGAGUAUUUGAGCAGAGAAGAAACAAUGGAAACAAGUGGGAAAUCUAAAUCAGUCAGUCCGGUAGGUGAAAUUGGAAAUGUGUCAGCUGCCAUGAUGACUCCUCCAACUGACUCUUCAGAGUCGGAAAUUAUUAAAAGCUAA
Messenger RNA from Candida dubliniensis CD36, 4044 nucleotides. It is a transcript of the gene DOT1, whose product is annotated as histone methyltransferase. Gene Ontology annotation, cellular component: nucleus. The record is from RefSeq and is a predicted model, not a curated record. Gene Ontology annotation, biological process: DNA repair; DNA damage checkpoint signaling; regulation of transcription regulatory region DNA binding. Lineage: Eukaryota; Fungi; Ascomycota; Pichiomycetes; Serinales; Debaryomycetaceae. Bases 1 to 4044 code for a protein of 1347 amino acids. Gene Ontology annotation, molecular function: histone H3K79 methyltransferase activity. The transcript has a single exon.